AUGGGAGUCUCCGCCGAGUUCCUCGCACUUGUGAACCAAGGAGAGGAGAUCUACACCAACGUGCCCGGCACCUUCGCCAACGAGUCGUACCUCACGCGUCUCCCCGGCCUCGUGCGCGACUGCGUGGCCCACAACCGCGACCGCUUCUCGGAGCUGCAAUGCCAGCGCCUGCUGCAGCUCGCCGACGACAUGGUCAAUGACGCAGUGAUCCCGCUGCCGUCGCAGUACCCGGAGCAGUCAGCCAAGUCCCCCACGAGCGCUCACUGGGAGACUCUGCUGGCCGGCAAGGGCUACACGUGGCAGAACUCGCCGUGGUUCAUGUGCGAGCAGUACAUGUUCCACCUCGUGCUGCUGCUGGCCGAGUACUACUCGACGGGCAUCGACCCGUUCCACCCGUCGAAGGUGGCAGAGCUGAAGGAGGACACGCCGUGGGCGUUGUUGCAGACAGCUGUGGGUCUGUCGGCCCAGGAGGAGGCGAGUUCCCAGAGCCACCACGACCAGCUGAAGCGGUUCAUGAAGCUGUGUCUGUGGGGCAACAAGGCUGACGGAUGCUACAAGGAGGUCAAGGAUACCGUGAGUGGGGCUGAUGCGUCCUUGGAGUUCGACGACGAUUUGCUCCUGGUCGACCACAGCGACAAGGUCAUCACCUACCUAGAGGCCAAGGCUCGCGAGUUCGGGGACGCCAAAAAGCUCGGGAUCCAGUACAUCAACGACAACAGCGGCACUGAGAUCUUGCUCGACCUCGCGCUGGCAGACCACUUGCUCGUUCACGAAUGGUGCGGCAAGGUGACGCUCAAUGUCAAGGCAGAACCCGUCUACGUGUCGGAUGCGACGCCCGCCGACGUGCUCGAGCAUAUUGAAGAGAUGCAGCGUCCGACGCGUACCCCUGAGGUGCGAGCUCUUGGCAAGCGGUUAAGUGAGUUCAUUGAGAAGGAGCAGCUGGUGAUCCGCCCCGACAUCUUCUGGAACCGCUACGCGUACUACUGGGAGAUGCCUAUUGAGCUGCAGACUCGCCUGGCGCGUGAGGCGACGCUGGUGAUCAUCAAGGGCGACCUGAACUGUCGUCGUCUGCUGGGCGACCGACUGUGGCCGCCGUCGACGCCUGUGGACGAGGCUGUGCCGUACUUCCCCACGGCUUUUGUGUCGUUCCGUACGCUCAAGUCAAACCACGUGGUGGGGAUCCCUGCUGACGUGGUGGCGAGGCUGGAGAAGGAGGACCCAAAGUGGCGGUACAAAGGCAAGCGCGGCACGAUCCAGAGCGUACUCACGCCUAACCCAGCGUCAGAAUAA
This is a messenger RNA of Phytophthora sojae, 1290 nucleotides long. RefSeq lists its product as hypothetical. Gene Ontology annotation, cellular component: cytoplasm; nucleus. NCBI's taxonomy places the organism in Eukaryota, Oomycota, Peronosporomycetes, Peronosporales, Peronosporaceae. Gene Ontology annotation, biological process: DNA damage response. Gene Ontology annotation, molecular function: phosphatase activity. The record is from RefSeq and is a predicted model, not a curated record. The coding region runs from base 1 to 1290 and encodes 429 amino acids. The transcript has a single exon.